Messenger RNA from Symbiodinium sp. CCMP2592, 3300 nucleotides. Lineage: Eukaryota; Dinophyceae; Suessiales; Symbiodiniaceae. The record is from the annotation of a GenBank genome assembly.
AUGGUCAUGCGGAAAAUCAAAUUUGACUUGGAAACCUUUGUACGGAGCGCUCCUCAAUUCUCCUACAUAGCCGGCAGGUCGACUGAAGACGCGCUUCGCCCCGUCUUCAGUCACUGCGCCGAAGGUCGUCGCCUGCGAACAUCCCAUGCACGCAACCCUCACCAACGGUUCGCGGGUCUCAAGAUCCCCGCCUUUCAAGGCGGCGUCCAGAUCUGCUUGGACCUUGCGUCCGCAUUUGAUAUGGUACCCCAUUCUCUGGUCCGCGAAGCCCUCCUUGAAGCUGGGGUUGAGGCGGGGCCCGCCUCCCUCCUCCUUUCAUGGCUUAGCUCUUGCUCAUAUGAUCUCCACCUUUCGGGUCUCCGCGCCAAUAUAGUGGCCAGGCGCGGCGUAAAGCAGGGCUGCCCUGCAUCGCCCUUGUUAUUCGCUGCCUGUACCGUUCUCCUUGCCCGUCGUAUCGACCUUCGAUUAGGAUCGUCGUGGGUGUCUGAACACUUAACCAUGUUUGCAGACGAUCUACACCUCGCUUCGCUAUUCCACUCGGUUGCGGAAUUUGAUCUGGAGUGCCAGCGCUUGGGGGCUGCGAUCACUGUUCUGCGUCAACAUGGGCUGAUCAUUCACCCCUCGAAAGCCCAGGCCCUUUUGACGUGCACCGGCUCACAGGUCAAGCAAACCCGACAACGCUUUGUGAAGCCCCUGACCGCGCCUGCCGAAGGAAAGGGUCUGCGCCUCCGUGCCUCUGGCGAGGAUGUUCUCAUACCCCUCGCGCGUAGCGCGGAUUACCUCGGAGCUGUAAUCUCGUAUGAUUGCUUUUCUGCGCAGACCUUGGACAAGCGUAUGGCCCAGGGCCGGACUGCACAAGUUCAGCUGCGCAAGGUGCUCAACGCCCGAAAAGGUCUGCUUCUCACCCAGCGUGUCCUCCUCUGGCGCACCACUGUGUGGCCCUGCCUUCUCUACGGCCUGGGGGCCUGCGGUCUUACGACCGCUCACCUCGCCUCCCUUCAAACACUAGCCCUCAAGCAGCUUCGGGCCCUCUCGAACAGCCCUGCACACAUACACCAUGAGUCGGACGCCGCCCUCUGCCUCCGUCUUGGUGAUCUAUCACUGCCUGCAACCCUGCCUCUCACCGCACUUCCUCCGCCCGGACCGUCCGAGUCCACCCUGGAUGCGCCUGAGCCAAGCGAGCCCCUUGCGGGCUCUGCUCUGGUCGCACCGUUCGCUGCCAUACCGACGGAUCCUCCCGUGGCCAGGGCCUUCCCGUGCGGCCUCUGUGACCGCUCGUUUGAUACGCGCAAAUCUCUGAAGCUGCAUAUGGCGCGGUCGCACCAACAGCAGACGGCCACUGUUGUCUUCAAUCGUGCUCUGCAUGCGGACGCCUCGGCUCCGCUGGCUGCCGAGGUUGUGAGACAACUGGAAAAAGGUGGUGCCGCAGGCUUGGCGCAGCGUUCAGUCCUUGCCUGUACUGCAACGAAUCGCGCACUCACCCUGUUCAGCACAUUCGGCACUGCACCGCCCUUUGGCAGGCUCUUCUUCUUGCUCUGCAUCAUGGGUCUCAGCUCGGAACAGGCCGAUCAGCAGAUGGAGGAGGCCUUCGGACCGAUCCUGAAGUCGUUGCAGUACAAGAGGCCUGCAGCUCCGGAUACCGGAGCCCCCUCGCGCGAUCCCAAAGCGGCGAAGGGCAAGGACGGCAAGGGUCGUGGACAGAAGUCCGAUCCCAAGGGCAAGGGCAAAGGCCGGGGCCGCGGCCGAGCGGGUCGUCCUCCAGAAGAGAGCCAAGCUCCAUUCUGGGGCUCCAGCGCUGGUUUCGGCUGGCAACAAGCGGAGGAGGAGGCCGUCCCAGAUCUGCAGAUGUGUCGCCUGAUGGCACGCACCAUCGUGGAGCAAGCGGAUACGAUUGCCGUCCUGCGCCAGUCGACCGCGUGGGUGAUGUGGAUGCAGACCUCGCCUCCCUCCUUGGUCCCGACUCUUACGUCGACGGCAGCUCUUUGGAAGGAGACUUCCGAGCUCUACGGUCUCGGCCUCCGAGUGGCGCUCAUUUGGGCUCUCCUUCGGGUCCUGCGUUCGACCCUGGAGUCCCCCCCAGCAGAGCUGCUGUCGGAGGCGUGCGAGCGGAAGUGGAUCGAUCAGCAGGGCAACUGGCUCUAUCUCCGUUGGAAUCGUGCCAACCAGGCUCUCGAGCCGGACGAGAACAAGCAGUCGAUGAAUCAGACGGAUCUCAUCACGCUUCUGCGUCAGACCGGCACUCUGGCCGAUGGGGAGACGGUCAGCCGGUUCGCUGCAACGCGGCAGCUGGCGGAAUCCAUGGAGGGGGUGGUAACCUUCAAGGUGGACAUUCAGUUCCGAUCCCCGCGGGCUCAUCAGCUUUACACCAACCUGGAGCGCCUCGCUGGCCUGGCGCCGCUGAACAUGCUCGGUCUCUCCUUUCGCAAGGAAAGCUACAAGCGAUCGAAUGGGAUCCAGAAGCUUGCAGAAUGGUGGAACCUGUGCUACAUGAAUGCACUCUUCAGGUGCCUUUGUUGGGCCCUCGUGGGCUUCCAUGGGUGGGAACAGGCCACCUCUAGGUUAGGUGUUGCGGCCGUGCGCUCUCUCUCCCUGCGUAAUGCGCCCACCUGCCCCUUUGAUCUUCGCGGUUGGAGGUCUCUACUGACGAGAUGGACGAAUCCCUCGGAUCAGCACGACUGCGCAGAGCUCUUAGCCCAUCUGGCCGAGCGGUUCCGCUCCAAUCUACUCUUCGGGGUUUGGGAAGCUAGGAUUCUUGAGGCUGGGGUUUUUGGGGUUGUUGACACGGGAUCCUGUGACUGCACAAUAGGCCUUGACCCCCCUGCCCGUGCCAAUGCAGACCUACAGGCCCUCAUCGGAGCUUGGAGUACCCAACACAGCAUGCAUGCACUGCGAUACCCGCCCCAGGUGCUGACUCUCCGCAUCGCGCGGUACAGGCAAACCCCGACCGGAGCCACUGUCAAGAAUCAUUGUAGUGUCGCAUGGUCCCACUUCAUCAGUGUGCCUGCCUUUUCAGACGAUGCACUCGGCAUCACGCACCUUCGAUAUCGCAUUUGCGCUGUGAUCUAUCAUGCCGGUGCUGCUCUCACCUCUGGGCAUUAUACCUGUCUAAUCAUGGCUGAUGUUCAGGCUUGGUUUUGCGAUGACGGGGCUAUGCCUGUCCCUCAAGCCUGCUCCGGUAGUGGGUUCGAAUUCAGGUCCGAUCAGGCUUAUCUCUUCUGGGCAGUCCUGGAGCCUGCAGCGCUCAAUGAUGAAGUGCGGCUGACAUCUGGCUGUCAGCCUCCGCCCACCUUGGUUGCCUAA